AUGGAUCUGCACCAUCGGAAGUCCAGUUCCCAGGGACUGUGUGAGCCUGAGCCUUUACCCUCCUGUGUGCUGGCUCAGGACACAGUGACCUUCCCUGAUGUGGCCAUGAGCUUCUCCCCAGAUGAGUGGCUGUACCUGGACAGCUCUCAGAGGAAAUUCUAUAGAGAUGUGAUGCUGGAGACCUACCAGCACCUGCAGGCCAUAGAUAAGAGCUGCCCUGGGGACAUGGUGGCCUUCCCCGAUGUGGCUGUGAUCUUCUCCCCAGAGGAGUGGCUGUGCCUGGACGCCUCUCAAUGGAAACUCUACAGAGAUGUGAUGUUGGAGACCUACCAGCACCUGCAAGACAUAGGACAGUGCAGGGUGAAGCCUGCGCUGAUCUCCUGGUUGGAAGAAGGAGCCCUUGGUAAGCUGCAGAGAGGUGUGUUUGAAGUCUCAAGGGAACUGCCCUGCCUGUAUCAUGAUGGGAAUGAGGACCCAGGGAUCAUCUGUUCAAUGGGGGAUCGGAUUGAAGAGAGGGUCCGUAAUAUGGGGACCCAGUCUUUUGGGCACAGUGCUCCUGAUCCUGUUAUGCCCAGUCACAGGACACAGACCUCCACAGUUGGAUCACCUUGGGUCAAAAAGCCACCAGUGUUUGUUCUAACUCCCUCAUAUCAAGAUACUCUCAAGCAUAUUUUCCAUGGAGCGUACCCCACUAUGUAUAAACAAUGUGACAGGGACUUCUCGUGUGCUCAGCACUGUGAUGUGCCCUUAUAUACCCCUACUAUACAGGAUCCCUGUGAUGGUAAGCGAGGUGGAUUCAGUCUGAGACAACUGUCACACCGGAAUGAUCCAAAGGAAGUCUGGACAGGAAGCAAAUGUCAUCUAUGUCUCAAGAAUGGCAAGUCCUUCACUUACUCUUCGUCGCACACUGAACACAUGAAAAUUCAUAUAGGGGAGAAGUCUUAUAUGUGUCAGGAGUGUGGAAAGUACUUCACUCAAUCUUCAAAGCUUAUUAAACACAUAAAUAUUCAUAAGGGAGUGAAGCUUUAUACAUGCCGGGACUGUGGAAAGGCCUUCACUGAAUCCUCAUUGCUUAUGCACAUGAAUAUUCAUACUGGAGAGAAAACGUAUUCAUGUCAGGAGUGUGGGAAAGCCUUCAUUCCAUCCUCAAACCUUUCUGGUCACAUAAAAAUCUAUACAGGAGAAAAGCCUUAUUCAUGCAGGAAAGCCGUCACUAAUUCCUCAGUGCUUUCAGUGCAUAGGAAAAUUAAUGCCGGAGAGAAGCCUUAUUCAUGUCAGGAGUGUGGAAAGGCAUUUGCUCAAUCCUCAAAACUUUCUGAUCACAUGAAAAUUCAUACAGGAGAGAAGCCUUAUUCAUGUCAGCAGUGUGGAAAGGCAUUUGCUCGAUCCUCAAACCUUACUGAUCACAUGAAAAUUCAUACAGGAGAGAAGCAUUAUUCGUGUCAGGAGUGUGGAAAGGCAUUUGCAAAAUCCUCAAAGCUUAACAUACACAUGAAAAUUCAUACAGGAGAGAAGCCUUAUUCCUGUCAGGAGUGUGGAAAGGCAUUUGCUCGAUCCUCACACCUUAACAUACACAUGAAAAUUCAUACAGGAGAGAAGUCUUAUUCAUGUCAGGAAUGUGGAAAGGCAUUUGCUCAAUCCUCAGCCCUUAAUGUACACAUGAAAAUUCAUACAGGAGAGAAGCCUUAUUCAUGUCCGGAAUGUGGCAAGGCAUUUGCUCAAUACUCAGGCCUUAACAGACACAUGAAAAUUCAUACAGGAGAGAAGCCUUAUUCAUGUCCGGAGUGUGGAAAGGUAUUUUCUCGAUCCUCAAGCCUUUCAGAUCACAUGAAAAUUCAUACAGGAGAGAAGCCUUAUUCAUGUCAGGAGUGUGGAAAGGCAUUUGCUCAAUCUUCAACCCUUAACAAACACAUGAAAAUUCAUACAGUAGAGAAGCCUUAUUCAUGUCAGGAAUGUGGAAAGGCAUUUGCAAGAUCCUCAAAACUUUCUGAUCACAUGAAAAUUCAUACAGGAGAGAAGCCUUAUUCAUGUCAGGAGUGUGGAAAGGCAUUUGCAGCAUCCUCAAAUCUUAACAAACACAUGAAAGUUCAUACAGGAGAGAAGCCUUAUUCAUGUCAGGAGUGUGGAAAGGCAUUUGCAACAUCCUCAACUCUUAACAAACACAUGAAAGUUCAUACAGGAGAGAAGCCUUAUUCAUGUCAGGAGUGUGGAAAGGCAUUUGCAAGAUCCUCAAAACUUUCUGAUCACAUGAAAAUUCAUACAGGAGAGAAACCUUAUUCAUGUCAGGAGUGUGGAAAGGCAUUUGCAAGAUCCUCAAAACUUUCUGAUCACAUGAAAGUUCAUACAGGAGAGAAGCCUUAUUCAUGUCAGGAGUGUGGAAAGGCAUUUGCUCAAUCCUCAAAUCUUAACAUACACAUUAAAAGUCAUACAGGAGAGAAGCCUUAUUCAUGUCAGGAGUGUGGAAAGGCAUUUGCAACAUCCUCAACUCUUAACAAACACAUGAAAGUUCAUACAGGAGAGAAGCCUUAUUCAUGUCAGGAGUGUGGAAAGGCAUUUGCAAGAUCCUCAAAACUUUCUGAUCACAUGAAAGUUCAUACAGGAGAGAAGCCUUAUUCAUGUCAGGAGUGUGGAAAGGCAUUUGCAGCAUCCUCAAAUCUUAACAAACACAUGAAAGUUCAUACAGGAGAGAAGCCUUAUUCAUGUCAGGAGUGUGGAAAGGCAUUUGCAACAUCCUCAAAUCUUAACAAACACAUGAAAGUUCAUACAGGAGAGAAGCCUUAUUCAUGUCAGGAGUGUGGAAAGGCAUUUGCAAGAUCCUCAAAACUUUCUGAUCACAUGAAAAUUCAUACAGGAGAGAAGCCUUAUUCAUGUCAGGAGUGUGGAAAGGCAUUUGCAAGAUCCUCAAAACUUUCUGAUCACAUGAAAAUUCAUACAGGAGAGAAGCCUUAUUCAUGUCAGGAGUGUGGAAAGGCAUUUGCAACAUCCUCAAAUCUUAACAUACACAUUAAAAGUCAUACAGGAGAGAAGCCUUAUUCAUGUCAGGAGUGUGGAAAGGCAUUUGCAACAUCCUCAACUCUUAACAAACACAUGAAAGUUCAUACAGGAGAGAAGCCUUAUUCAUGUCAGGAGUGUGGAAAGGCAUUUGCAAGAUCCUCAAAACUUUCUGAUCACAUGAAAAUUCAUACAGGAGAGAAGCCUUAUUCAUGUCAGGAGUGUGGAAAGGCAUUUGCAACAUCCUCAAAUCUUAACAAACACAUGAAAGUUCAUACAGGAGAGAAGCCUUAUUCAUGUCAGGAGUGUGGAAAGGCAUUUGCAACAUCCUCAACUCUUAACAAACACAUGAAAGUUCAUACAGGAGAGAAGCCUUAUUCAUGUCAGGAGUGUGGAAAGGCAUUUGCAAGAUCCUCAAAACUUUCUGAUCACAUGAAAGUUCAUACAGGAGAGAAGCCUUAUUCAUGUCAGGAGUGUGGAAAGGCAUUUGCUCAAUCCUCAAAUCUUAACAUACACAUUAAAAGUCAUACAGGAGAGAAGCCUUAUUCAUGUCAGGAGUGUGGAAAGGCAUUUGCAACAUCCUCAACUCUUAACAAACACAUGAAAUUUCAUACAGGAGAGAAGCCUUAUUCAUGUCAGGAGUGUGGAAAGGCAUUUGCAACAUCCUCAAAACUUUCUGAUCACAUGAAAAUUCAUACAGGAGAGAAGCCUUAUUCAUGUCAGGAGUGUGAAAAG
Molecule: messenger RNA, 3726 nt
Organism: Suncus etruscus (white-toothed pygmy shrew)
Lineage: Eukaryota; Metazoa; Chordata; Mammalia; Eulipotyphla; Soricidae
Product: zinc finger protein 721-like
Exons: 8
Biological process (GO): regulation of DNA-templated transcription
Molecular function (GO): RNA polymerase II cis-regulatory region sequence-specific DNA binding; DNA-binding transcription factor activity, RNA polymerase II-specific
Source: RefSeq, a predicted model, not a curated record